CCAUAUGAAAUUCCUCCAUUUAAUUAAUUUCCAAUUUAUCUCCCUCUCUCUAACUAUCUUUCUGAUUUAUGCCUUAUCUCUCUCUCUCUGUUUCGCCGGCUGCUCUGAAAGUUCCUUAUCUCGUCCCAACAAAUUAUUUUCUUCCAUUAAAUUCAAUCCAAAUUCAAGGAUGAUGGAGCGCCUGCCUGGUCUGUAGUGAAUUAUCAUUUUUUAGUGCCGAUUGCCCAGAUUUGGGGUUGAAUCGAAUCUCUUUGGAUAAAAAUGGAUCGCUGUGACACUUCUGGAUUUGUUAGUGGGGGUGGGAGUUACUCACUCAACGACUUCUAACCGUAGUAUUUUUGUGGCUAAUUGUCUUCACCCGGAAGUCAGGUUGACUGCUCUAUUGGAAUUGAGAUUUGGUCUGCAUAUCAUUGUUUGAUUUCAGCUGUUCCUAGAUGGAUUCCAGGUUCUCAAACGUGGGGUUCCCUGCUAAUUAUUCUUUGAAUGCAUUCAAGAUUUUGGGUAAUUCAAUGCAAGUUGGAGGAACUGGGGGUGCGUAUAACAUGGAUACUGUUCUACGUCUUGAUUCUGCUGGCUCUUCAGUCCCUUACAUGUCUGCAUCAAAGGGAAUCAAGAGGAAGUGGAGUUCGAUGGAUAGAUCCAUCCGUGGGCAAACUGGGUCGUUAUUGGCUCUUGGGCUCGGCCGCUCCUCUAGUUCCUCAGACAGCAAGGGGAGUUCAACAACUGCUUGUACUACUACAUCUUCAGCCAAAGAAGCUGAUGAAGAGUCCUCAAUGGAUAUUGAAUUGGAUUUUAUCCUCCAUCUUGGCAACGAAAAAGUAAUCAACCCCAAGAAAUCUGCUAGUUCAAGUCCAAAAGGACUUGAUUUGCAGCGAAAUGUGGACCUGGAAUUAAGUCUUUCAUCUGGGCUUUCUGAAUCUGAUAUCACUAGUGUCCAUCUUAGCUCUUCUCCCAGUCAGUCAGUUAUGAAGAUGCCAACAGCAGUUGAAGGCUCCCCAAAUGAAGAUGAAAGAUCUACAUCUUGUCACUGGAAACCUGGAAUUGGUUUGCCUUCAUUCCAGAGUUUACCAGCAAAAGAGGCUAGUGCCUUCUGCAAGGAGGUUCCAAGAGGCAUUGAUCUUUCUCCUAUUGUUCCAGAACUAUCUUCAAGCGUGAUUACUACACCGAAAAGCUCGGUCACCUGCACUUCCGGGAUGACACGGCAACAACAGCCACAACACCGCAGCUCUAGUUCAAAGACAUGUCAGAUUGAAGGAUGUGUAAGGGGGGCCAGAGGUGCUUCUGGCCGUUGCAUAUCUCAUGGUGGUGGCAGGAGAUGUCAAAAGCCUGGCUGCCAUAAGGGAGCAGAGGGCCGGACUGUGUAUUGCAAGGCCCAUGGUGGUGGUCGGCGAUGUGAAUUUCUUGGUUGCACAAAAAGUGCAGAAGGCCGUACUGAUUUCUGCAUUGCCCAUGGUGGUGGUCGGAGAUGUGGCCAUGAUGGAUGCACUCGAGCUGCCAGAGGCAAAUCAGGACUAUGUAUACGUCAUGGUGGUGGGAAGAGAUGUCAAAUGGAAAACUGCACUAGGAGUGCUGAAGGCCUCUCAGGACUCUGCAUCUCACAUGGAGGCGGGCGGAGAUGCCAAUUUAUAGGAUGCACAAAGGGGGCACAGGGGAGCACCAUGUUCUGCAAGGCACAUGGUGGUGGAAAAAGGUGCACGUAUCCGAGAUGUACAAAGGGUGCUGAAGGGAGUACUCCUUUCUGUAAGGGCCAUGGAGGGGGAAAAAGAUGUGCAUUUCAAGGUGGUGGUGUUUGUACAAAGAGUGUGCAUGGAGGAACCAACUUUUGUGUAGCGCAUGGUGGAGGUAAGAGGUGUGUGAUGCCUGAAUGCACAAAGAGUGCAAGGGGACGUACUGACUAUUGUGUUCGCCAUGGUGGAGGCAAAAGAUGCAAGUUUGAAGGGUGUGGCAAAAGUGCACAAGGUAGCACGGAUUUCUGCAAGGCACAUGGUGGAGGAAAGAGGUGCUCCUGGGGCCAUCCUGGGUCAGAAUAUGGGAACCAACCUUCUGGUCCUUGUAACUAUUUUGCAAGGGGAAAGACAGGUCUCUGUGUGCUCCACAGCAGCCUGGUUCAAGAUAAGAGGGUUCAUGGGGGUGCAACGCUUGGGCCUAUUGUUGAAGACCAGAAACUCAGCAAGUCUGGGGAGAUGAAAGAGAUUGUUAAUGCCAUGGAUGCAAAUGUCGACACUAGGAACAUAUGGAGUGACGUAGAAGCUUCUGCAAGCACAAGUUGUUCUAGUUUGAAUCAAUAUGGAGUUCCAAAUGCUUGUAACUCUGUCUCCAAAGGAGGGUUCUCUGUUUCAGCUCCUGAAGGUAGAGUCCAUGGUGGGAGUUUGUUGGCAAUGCUAGCAGGCGGUUCCUGUGUUGGCUCAGCCAACAGUGCAGGUUUUACCGGCAAUCCAGCAGGGCCAAAUAAAUCUAUUAAGCCACCCCAGAACUGGAUGUAGGUUUAUUUCACAAGUAUUAUCAAAUUAUUAUUGGAAAAGUUAGCCAGUAUCCCUGCUUGUUUGCAUCCUUUGGUUGUUAGUUUGUUAGUGUUAGAAACUUUUCGCGGUUCAUUAGUCCAGUUUGUUAUCAUUGGGGGGAUGGGGUAGGCAAUAUAGCUUACAAUGAAUCAGGGUCUUUGUUCAUUCCUGUAAAUGUUUCACAUAUUUCCAGCAUGUUGUUGUGAAUAUACAGAGUAGUGCCUGUAAGAUGAAUCAGUUUGUCCGACAUUAGUGGUUAUAAUAAAGCUUUCUUUGGGAUCA
Molecule: messenger RNA, 2783 nt
Organism: Gossypium raimondii (Peruvian cotton)
Lineage: Eukaryota; Viridiplantae; Streptophyta; Magnoliopsida; Malvales; Malvaceae
Exons: 2
Coding region: 435-2483 (682 amino acids)
Source: RefSeq, a predicted model, not a curated record